AUGAUCAUCAGCGGUGGCGAUGACACGAUAAUAAACCACGUAAAGUUUACCACCACGCACAAACUCAAAUGGUCAAUCGCUCAUGAACAGUAUGAUGACCUCGAAGAUAGUAUCGUCUUCAAUAAGUCGGAUGCUGACGGUUUGUCUUUCCCUCACUAUGAUGCUCUUGUCAUAAAUUUACGUAUCACAGAUAGUGAUGUGAAAAGAAUAAUGGUAGAUGACGGAAGCGAUGCGUGUAUCAUCCAUCCUUGGGUCCUCGUACAGAUGAGACUCGAAGAUAAGAUAAUACCGCGGUGCAUAACACUAAGAGGUUUUAAUAAUACAGUUGAACGAACCUCUGGAGAGAUAGUGCUGCCCGUCUUGGCCGGAGGAGUCACUCUGGAAACAACGUUCCACGUCAUGAAUCAAGAGACAGCCUACAACGCUAUCAUAGGGCUCCCAUGGAUACAUGCCAUGCGAGCCGUCCCGUCAAGCUUCUAUCAAACAAUCAAAUUUCCUACUCCAUGGGGAAUAUUCAGCAUCCGGGGCGAACCACGCACCGCACAAGAAUGCUAUUGUAUCGCCCAGGACUGUGCACACACACAACAACUAAAAGGAGCAACCUACGAGGCAACCGUAGAGGACCUCGAUCCUGUCCAACUAGACAGCAACAACAGCACAAAAAAAGCUUAUAUUGGGCACAAUCUUCCGGAACCAGAUAUGCCGGGCAUCCUAAGAGAUGUUGCCACGCACAAGCUGAAUGUUGACCCACUCUACACGCCUGUACGACAAAUGAGGAGAAAGUUCAACGCUGCAACCAACGAUGCAGUCAGCAAAGAGGUCGAUAAGCUACUCGCUAAUGGCUUUAUCCGAGAAUCAAAGUACCCUCAGUGGGUCGCCAAUGUGGUCAUGGUGAAGACGAAAAAUGGAAAGUGGCGGAUGUGCGUUGACUUUACCGAUCUAAACAAGACAUGCCCAAAAGAUUCCUUCCCAUUACCACAUAUCGACCAGCUCAUCGACGCAAUAGCGCGGCACGAGUUCUAA
Nicotiana attenuata is the source of this 1023-nucleotide messenger RNA. RefSeq lists its product as uncharacterized. The record is from RefSeq and is a predicted model, not a curated record. The transcript has 3 exons. NCBI's taxonomy places the organism in Eukaryota, Viridiplantae, Streptophyta, Magnoliopsida, Solanales, Solanaceae. The coding region runs from base 1 to 1023 and encodes 340 amino acids.